Messenger RNA from Dryobates pubescens (Downy woodpecker), 3614 nucleotides. RefSeq names its product mitoguardin 1 (gene MIGA1). The record is from RefSeq and is a predicted model, not a curated record. The transcript has 16 exons. Bases 177 to 1982 code for a protein of 601 amino acids. Gene Ontology annotation, biological process: mitochondrial fusion. Lineage: Eukaryota; Metazoa; Chordata; Aves; Piciformes; Picidae.
AAGCAGAUCUCCUGCCGGUUUCGUACUAACUGCUGGUGCGGGGAGGCAGCUGCCCGUGAGGGGCCGCGGCUGCUGCCCGGGGCGCCCGCCCCGGUGUUCGGCAGAGUAUUCCAGAGACUAUCUGUGACUGUUUCCAAGAUAGUUCCACUUACUGAGGUUAUGGGAGAGGAGGAGCCAUGUCAGAAGAAACUGUCACUGAAGCACGAUUUUCUCUGAAGACAGUAGCUUUACGGGUAUUUCACCUUCCCCUUUCUUGGUAUUAUUCUCUUAAUCAGAUAAAGCUUUCCCCUGGGUUAAAGAAGCUUUUCACAGUAACAGCAGUGAGUGCAAUAUCUGUUAUUUUUCUGGCCCAUCACUUCAAAAGAAGACGUGGAAAGAAAACUAAGAAAGUGCCACCAUGGGAACCAAGUCAUCUAGUAUUGGAGUGUACCAAAGCAGCUGCAUCAGAAAAAGGUUCUAGUUGUUCCAGUAGUCGGCAAAACUUGACUCUUUCUCUGAGCUCUGCCAAGGAAAAAGGAUCUCAGUCUUGUCUCUAUGCAAAUGGAGGACUUUUCAGUAAAUACUCCGGUUCAGUUCAAAGCCUGGCCUCAGUUCAGAGUGCCACCUCUUGUCACAGCUGUGCUUGUGCCAAUUCUAAUUCCUGGGAUAAAGCAGAUGAAGAUGAUAUUAAGCUUGUUAAUAUUCCAGUGACUACACCUGAAAAUUUGUAUUUGAUGGGUAUGGAGCUUUUUGAAGAAGCACUGCGCCGAUGGGAGCAGGCACUAACUUUCCGUAACCGGCAAGUUGAAGACGAGGCAGGUUGUGGUUCCAUUAAGCUGGGAGCAGGAGAUGCAAUCGCAGAAGAAAGUGUGGAAGAUAUCAUUAGUGCUGAAUUCAUUCAUAAGCUUGAAUCCCUUCUUCAAAGAGCUUAUCGUCUCCAGGAGGAGUUUGAAGCUACCCUUGGGGCUUCUGAUCCUGCUUCUCUAGCUAAUGAUAUUGAUAAAAAUACAGACAUUACUGUAAAGGAUAAUGCAGAUGAUUUCUGUCUUCGAGAUACGUUAAGCAUUGCAUCGACUGACUCCUUUGUUUCCACAGCUGAGCUUACAGAGCACAGAGAGAUUCGUAACACCUAUGGUCUAGAUUCCCUUUGCCAUUGCCCAUUGUAUGAAGAAGCUAUGCACUUGGCAGAAGAGGGCAAAAUUUAUUCACGAGUGUUAAGGACUGAAAUGUUUGAAUGUCUAGGAGACAGUGACUUCCUUGCUAAGCUUCAUUGUAUUCGACAAGCUUUUCAGAUAAUUCUUUCAGAAACAGCAAACAGAAUAUUUCUUGCUGAAAGUGGAAGAAAAAUUUUGUCUGCUUUAAUUGUGAGAGCACGGAAGAAUCCAAAGAAAUUUGAAGAUGUCUUUGAUGAAAUGAUACAGUUUUUGGAACAAACAGAUCACUGGGAUAAUACGGAAAUGGAACUUGCUGCUAGAGGAGUGAAAAACUUGAAUUUUUAUGAUGUUGUUCUGGACUUUAUAUUAAUGGAUUCCUUUGAGGAUUUAGAAAAUCCACCAAUAUCUAUACAAAAUGUAGUGAACAACCGCUGGCUAAAUUCUUCUUUCAAAGAAACAGCUGUGGCUUCAAGCUGUUGGUCGGUACUGAAGCAGAAAAGACAACAAAUGAAGGUGCCUGAUGGAUUUUUUGCACAUUUCUAUGCUAUAUGUGAACAUAUCAGCCCUGUUUUGGCGUGGGGCUUUUUGGGGCCUAGAAAUUCCCUUUAUGACCUAUGCUGCUUCUUCAAGGAUCAAGUGCUUUUCUUCCUCAAAGACAUUUUUGACUUUGAAAAGGUGAGAUACUCAACUAUGGAGAGUUUGGCUGAAGAUCUUCUGCAAUUAUUAAUCCGACACACUGAACUUCUAAUGGCCUAUCUUGGAGCAGAUUCACUAAGACAUGUUGGUGCUUGCGUGAGCGGUCAUGGGCAUGUCAUGACCAGUGGUCUCUUGGAGGCAAAAGUACAGUAAGCUUAAAAUCCAUGCCAGCUGAAAUGGGAGCGUGCCCUGAUGUGCUCCUUCCCACCUUGCUCUCUAACACCAAAGCUCUCAUUGCUGUUACUGAGCAAGCAUCUGGAAUUUUAUCAUGUGGCUAAGUAUGGAAAAGGACUCAGGGAGGUUAAAUGUACAUCUAAGAAACAUAACAGGUGAGCAUAUUAUUGUAUAUACCUAAAUGAAGGUUGCAGCUCAGCUGUCACUGUAUUUAUACCUGAUGUAUCCCAAAGCUUUUUUUCUGUAAUAUUUGGGUAAAGUUUAUUUAUGAAACACUGUACUUUUGCACAGAUAAUUUGUAAAGUGAAGCUGAUGGAGUUGUUUUCUUUAAAGGCUUAUAGUGCAAAAACAUUAAUUGCAGAGUCUCCAAAUCAUUCUGUGUUCUAGAUCUAGAAGGUGUUUGGACUUGAGGUAUAUGCAGCCUCUGAUUCAUGUGACAUGUGCAAUGGAGUAAUCACACUCACAAAACAAAACAUGUUGCCACUGCCCUGAAAUUACAUUUGUGUGGGCGUAAGCAGUCAUUUUGCACUACAGUGUAACAGAGUGAUGCAGGAAUGACUUAGAGAAAGCAUUUUUAUUUUGUUUUAAAAUAUCUAAACAUCAUGAAGGUGUUGGAGAGCACUUUUAUUUUAAAAAGCUAUGCUAGCUUCACCAAUUUUUAAACUUUUCCUUUUUCUAAAACUGUUACUGCUUUAUACGAUGGUGGUAAAUGAUACCAUUCUCAGUUCAUAUGUAGCAUUUCAAAGUAUAUUUUUAAAUAAGGAUGAGGAAUGUGGCAUGAGAUUUGUUAAUCAUGAAGCACCACAAUCAAAGGCAGUGUUUUAUAAUUAAAAACAUUUCAGUCUUCCUUCCUUGUAGGAAGUCAGAUGUGUAGUCGAGAGUAAGCGCUUGUGGCCAUCUAUAUGCACUGCAAAACUGUGGCUCAGGAUAUGGAACCCUAUGGAACUUUAGAUAGGAGCACAGCACAGUAAGAAGGCAUGAGGGAACUUGAAGUAUCUUUUUUUUCCAGUGCUAGAGGUAAUACAUAAUGUUGAUCUAAAAAUCUCUGAAUGCUGUAAGCUGAACCAAUGUUUCAUAUUAGCUUAGGCUCUUAAACUACACUGACACGUGUUUUGCCCCACUAAGCCAGCCCACAAGAAUCUGUCCUGUGUCGAGUAACACACAGUAAUUACAGAGCAAUUCUAAAUACUCAGAUAUUUGAGAAGCAUGUUGUUAAAAUCCAGCAUAUUGAAACAAACUGGUUACAAACAUUUCAACUUCUGUGGCAAACAGAACCCAAAAAGUUGGCAUUUGAAAGAGAGGGCCUGUGUAAUUCCAUGGAUUUUUUUUUUCUGAAGCCAACAUUUUGCUCCUUUAUUGUAUUCAUUUGAUAAAUACAGUAAUUAUGAAAAUGUGUCAUAUGGCUUGUGUGAAAUGCCAACUGAUUGUAGUUUAUUAAAGAAAAAAAGUGUACUUUGACGUGUAAUAAAACAGAAAUUGCAAAUCCUGCUGUCAGCCUAUUUCCACCACUCAAGUUACUGGACUUGGCACUGUGCUCCAUGCUUUACUUUUUGCUGUGUGAAAUACGGCUUUGCAAUACUGGUAUGUGAAGUUUUUCUCACCCAUCUCAUU